Poecilia latipinna (sailfin molly) is the source of this 2509-nucleotide messenger RNA. Its product is annotated as nuclear factor 7, ovary-like. The transcript has 2 exons. Gene Ontology annotation, molecular function: zinc ion binding. Bases 145 to 1614 code for a protein of 489 amino acids. Lineage: Eukaryota; Metazoa; Chordata; Actinopteri; Cyprinodontiformes; Poeciliidae. The record is from RefSeq and is a predicted model, not a curated record.
CAACCCCUGUAUCUGCAGGCCAUGCCAAAUGGCAUGACUCCAACUCUCUUGCCUUCUCACCACACUGGGUGUGGCAUUUCAGAAACAUGAACCAACAGAUGAAUCCUCUGCCUGGCUGAACAGGCUCAGAGGAAAGCAGCAGCCAUGGCGUCUGUUUCGUACUCAGAGGAACUGACUUGUUCUGUCUGUCUGACCAUCUUCACCGAUCCAGUCAACCUUCCCUGUGGACACUCCUUCUGCAGGCAGUGUAUUUCAGAAGUGCUGGCCACACAGCAGCACUGUCCGAUGUGUGGGACAGCUGUAGCGCUGGAGGCAGCAAGUCUCCCAACAAGCCUGGUUCUGAAGAGCCUGGCCGAGAAAGCCAAGGCGAAGCCGGACGAAGGGAAACGACUGACAGCAGAGUUGGCUGCACUCUGUCCUGAACAUGAGGAAAAGCUGAAGUUAUUCUGCAUCACAGACCAGCAGCUAGUUUGCAUCAUAUGCAGAGAUGGUGAGGAGCAUGAAGGUCACCAGUUUAAACCAGUCAAAGAAGCUGCUGCAUCCCUCAGAAAACAGCUGGGGAUGUUUGAACAAUGCACUGCCGACGAUAUUCACGCUGUAGAAAGUCUUGCUGAUACACAAAAGGACGAAAUGUUUAAAACCAGAGAGAGAUCUCAGCAGCUGCUGACUCGGAUCAGCAAACAGUUUGAGGAGAUGCAUCUGUUUCUGAAGAGGAGAGAAAAUGAGAUAAAGAGCGAGCUGAAGCACAAGGAGGAAGACAACGUUGAGAAAAUGAGAGAGACUUUCCAAGCUACAGCUGUGGCUUUGUCUGAGAGCAGAGAGCUGAAGGAAAAAGUCUCCUCGGUUCUGAAAAUCACAGAAUCAGAGAGAUUCUUAAAGAGCUGGACUGAAGGGAAGGAAAAGGGGGCGCUAGAGCACCUGUUCAGGCCCAGAGUGAAUGAACUCCAAGUGGUGGAUUCUUCUCUCUCACUGGGGCCGUAUGAGAGCCACCUGCAGUUCUUCAUGUGGAAGGAGAUGCUUCAGGUGAUCCAACCCCGGGCAGAGCUGCUGACGCUGAAGAGCGACAGUCAGGAUGUGGUCGUGUCUGAUGAUGGCAGAAGUUUGUUCUGUAGACCCAAAAUGCACCAAGCCGUUGAAACUGAUUUUGGGAGGCAAAAUAUGUAUUGUCCGUUUACUUUUGAAGAUCCAUCCGGUUUUUCAUUUGGUGGAGCUGGUUUCUACAGUCCAAACCCUUCUGGCGCUCAAGCCACAGUAGACUUACAAUCUGCCUCCAGUGUCAGUGAGUUCGGAGCCGGGCAGCAUUACUGGGAAAUUGAGGUCGGCAGCAGAAGCUAUUGGGAGCUGGGGGUUAUACACAAUCUCCUGAAAUAUGAUGGAGUAAAAUAUGCCUCCUGUGGCCCAAAUGUCACCACAGAGCUGGAGUUUAGAAACAGACCCAGAAAGAUUGGGGUUUACUUUAACUGCUCUUCUAAAGAGCUCUCUUUCUACGACGCAGACACCAUGACACACAUCCACUCAGUGAGCGCCGUCUUUGUGACCACGCCAGUGUCCGCACAGAUUAACAUCAAACACAAGCAGCCGGAUCACAGUCCUGUGACUGUCUGCUGGUACUGAGCAGCUCCGCAGUCCAGCAGGAGUCGCUGGAGGUUGAGCUCACAAAACAGCAGAAAAGUACAGAACUGGAUAAAAUAUGACCUAGACUUAUACAAACUUUGUUUGUUGUGAAAUAUUCUCUUAUAGAAAGUGGGGGUGUUUGAGAUCUGCUUGUAAAAAUAUAUUUUCCCACUGCCAUCCAUACUUGUCUCAACAGAGGUGUAAUGUACAGACAGGCUUUUGUACAUAAUAAUUCAAUAGAAAAUGCGUCAGAUGUAUUUGAUUGUUGCUGAAAUUUGGAGAGAGAGAAAAUAUAAGACGAUUGUCUUCUCUAGCUAAGAGUCAGUUGAAAUGGUUUUUAUGUAUUUCGUUAUUUCAUCUUUAAUGCAGCAUUUUAUUGUUAACACCUGUCAAAAAAAAUAAUCUGAGCUUCAGGCUAAAUUUAUUAUCUGUUAAUGAAACAGUAUUGAAUUGUGAAUCUUUCUGGAUUGUAUAUAUAUUUUUCUUACAUAAAGUUUUUAUAAGCAGUAUGAAGUUUUUUUCUGCUCUCAUGAUUAUUGCUAGAAUCCCCCCCCCCCUAUUUUCCUUUAACAUUUUUGAGAUUACAAAAGGAAAAUUGAUUACUAAUAUGUCUGUUUUUAAUGAAGUCGUGAUAUAACUCUACCAAAAAGCUUAAAAAAUACAGUUUAAAACAUAGAAUCGAAAUAAAAGGUUUGAUGUAAAUUUUUUCAAAACUUGAUGAGAUUUUGUCUCACUUGGAUACUGAGUUUAGCUAAGUGUGUUUGUCUUGAUGUAUAAAACUCAUCAUUUGACAUUGAGGCAAACAUAAUGUCUUAAAAGAAUAUGUUUGAACUUUCUCUGAACAUGUUCUGUGUUUUCUUCUCUGUACACAAAUGAAUAAAUUUCCUCACAUAUU